Lindgomyces ingoldianus is the source of this 1327-nucleotide messenger RNA. RefSeq lists its product as uncharacterized. The record is from RefSeq and is a predicted model, not a curated record. Bases 39 to 1142 code for a protein of 367 amino acids. The transcript has a single exon. Lineage: Eukaryota; Fungi; Ascomycota; Dothideomycetes; Pleosporales; Lindgomycetaceae.
ACCCUCUCUGUGCGCUACGAAACCUUUUAUCAUUCGACAUGGAAAAAACGCAACCAGGUGUAGUAUCUCAACAUGGCCCUGACAGCCAGACCCCUUCCACCAUGCCUCCAAGCCCAUCGCUCAAGCGCAAAGACCGUGGAGACGAUGUUGCAUCAGAAGACGAUCAAGGCCAAAAUCACACUGCGCCCCUAAUGAAACGCCAAAAGAUCAACGAGUCCAAGGAGGUGCUACACAAAAGCCCUAAACCCCCUGUUUCCCUUUCAACCCCAACCCUACCAACGCCAACCCAAGCAUCGACAACAGCGACUGUGCCCAAGCCAGAGCAAUUACUGACUCCGCUGCCUGAGGCACCGACCUUGCCAACCCUAGUUCAAACCUCAAAACAAGACGAAUGUCCCAUUGACUGGGCUGUAACUAAGCUCGCUAAUAUGUCUGCCGAACUCAAAGGUGCUUACAUUUUGCGGGCGCCAUGGAAGGGUACGCCGCUUCCCUUCACCAAGAUUGCAGAGACAUGGAACGAGCUGCACGGGGAAAAUAAAUCGCCCGAGUGCCUUCGCAAGCGCUUUAAGCACGCAAACGUGGAAGUUUUCAAAGCGACUGGCACCUUCUACUCCCAUUCUCUUCAAGGAAUUAACCAGCUGGUCCCAGAAGCGGGUAGGCUGAAACCAGCGGGGAAAUCUACUCAGCAAUUCAAGGAUUCUGUCCCGAAAGUAGCCCAGACCACACCCAUGAGGGUUGCCACUCAAAGGACCAAGCGCAUCCGGGUAAUGACUAAGAGUGAGGUUCAUCUUAUUAACUUCCGUAUUCAAGAGAAGCAAACCUUCAAAUUGGAAACAGAACAACACAAGAACCUUGUCAAGAUCAAAAUUGGUGGCGAAGUUUAUAGGAUUAAGAACCAUACCGAAAGGGAAAACAAAGAGAUAUUUCAAUUUCUGUGCACUCUGCCAACAGGCCUAGUGAAACAGCUGCGUUCCGUGAACGACUACAUGCACUGUCCCCGAUUCUGCAAAUGGCCACAACCGAAGAUCCUAAACCCCCUCUAUUUCAACAAGGAAGAGCAGGAUAAUUGGGGCCGGUAUCCUAAUCACCGCCGAUUUGGCUUGGAUGACACGCAGGUGGACGUGGAUGAGGAUGAACAAUAAAUGGAGGACAACUACCCGAGUGCAGUGCAACUAAUAGCAAACGGGGGUGAACAAGACGAGGGUGAUGAUAAGAGCGUAGGAGAGAAGGAUGAAGAGUAGAUAUUGUAGAUAAGGGCUGAUUUGAGGAGGUGUUCUUGUCGAAGGCACUCAUAUGGAUGGUUCGUGGUAGGAGGUUAAGGGUGAAG